Messenger RNA from Perca flavescens (yellow perch), 1366 nucleotides. RefSeq names its product microfibril-associated glycoprotein 4-like. Gene Ontology annotation, biological process: elastic fiber assembly. The record is from RefSeq and is a predicted model, not a curated record. NCBI's taxonomy places the organism in Eukaryota, Metazoa, Chordata, Actinopteri, Perciformes, Percidae. The coding region runs from base 97 to 819 and encodes 240 amino acids. The transcript is spliced from 6 exons.
GUAUAAAUAAGUGUGAGAGAGACACCAGAGACAUCAGAGCGCCGAGACAACCUGAAAUCAGGAUCUUCAUCAGAUCACUUCUGCUGAAAUUUGACCAUGAAGCUGGUAUCAGUCGUCCUCCUCCUGCUGGCUCCUCUAUUGAUCAGCUGCCAGCAGCUCGUUCUGCCGGUAGACUGCAGCGACAUUUACCAAAAUGACAACAGCCGACCCAGUGGAGUGUACACCAUCUAUCCCAUCGGAGCCACGUCUGCUGUCCAGGUGUACUGUGACAUGGAUUCACAAGGAGGACUGUGGAUGGUGUUCCAGAGGAGGCUGGACGGCACGGUGAACUUCUACAGGGGCUGGGAUCAAUACAAGACUGGCUUUGGUAUCGCUGCUGGAGAGUACUGGCUCGGUCUCGAGUCUCUCUACCACCUGACUCAGAGGAAAAGGUACGAGCUGCUGGUCGACAUGGAGGACUUUGAAGGAAACGCAGCGUUCGCUCGUUACUCCUCAUUCUCCAUUAAAACUGAGUGUGACGGAUAUGCACUGAAUGUUUCUGGAUUCACUGAUGGAGGAGCAGGAGACUCCCUGAGUCCUCACAACGGACAGAAGUUCUCCACCUUCGACAAAGAACAGGACUCUGAUGUAGCAAGGCACUGUGCCAGAACAUUCUUGGGGGCGUUCUGGUACAACAGAUGUUUCUUAGCAAAUCCAAACGGUGUUUAUCGUUGGGGGUUUGACAGCACUCUCUUUGCUGUUGGAGUGGAGUGGGACACUUGGAAAGGUGAUAACUACUCCCUGAAGACCAUCAGCAUGAAGAUCCGUCCUGUGCAGUAGUUCUCCAGGACCAACGUACAGCAGAAUAUCAGCUCAUCUCUUCUGAUUUCUUUCUCUUUCUCUCAUUAAGCAUUUAAUCUCACAACAGGUCUUAUUUUCCUGAAACUGGGCACCAGCACAAGAAAACUAACUGUCUGUAAAUCUUGUUACUAGGGUUGGGUACUGAAACGCUGUGCCAAUAGGGCACCGGUUCCGACGUAAACGGUAGUAAUGAGACCAAAUAGAACGAAAAUUUCGGUGCCUGACUCUGAAACUCUCCUUGCCAGCCUCAUGCUGCAUUCAAUGUUAUUGUAAAUUACCCUUUUCCCAUCUGGUGCUUGUUUUAGUUGUUUUACUGCUGAAAUAAGUCAUUGUUAAUACAUUAUUAAUCAAUCAUUUAAUUUCGACCACAUGGCCAUAGCAGGAGAGAAAGAAGUAAAGAAAAUUAAGUAUAAAAAGAUCUUGCAGUUCAGGACAGCCAGUUGAUGUUUGGUGGAGGUUUAAACUCUAAUGUGAAUCUUUAUCUGCUGUAUGGUGACAAUAAAUAAGAAGCUGAGCAUUAAGAUGA